This is a messenger RNA of Poecilia latipinna (sailfin molly), 10291 nucleotides long. RefSeq names its product myomixer (gene mymx). Gene Ontology annotation, molecular function: protein binding; phospholipid binding. Lineage: Eukaryota; Metazoa; Chordata; Actinopteri; Cyprinodontiformes; Poeciliidae. The record is from RefSeq and is a predicted model, not a curated record. Bases 1317 to 8330 code for a protein of 2337 amino acids. The transcript has 34 exons.
ACCUUGCAUUGGUCUAUGACCACAAAAUCCCAAUAAAAUCCAUUGAAGUUUGAGGUAUUAUGACUUUUUUCAAGGAAUUGCAAGUCAAGUGUUGUUGGAAAAAGGGAAUACAAUAGCUGCCUGUACUGCUGCGAGAGUCUUCAAGGCAGGUGCAGAGGUCAAGUCAGAGGGCAGCGGUGUGAAGAGUGAGAGCUCCUUUUAAGGGAAGAGGCAGAUUUCCCCCUCUGCUCCCUGCAAAUAUUUUCUCUGCUGUUUGCCCUCUUAAUCCCCCUCAGCCCCCCUGAUACUGUCAGGAGCAAACCACCUCUGUUAUUUCAAUCAGUCAGCCCAACAUUUGCUCUCCGAAACCCCAGCGACCGUAAAGGAGUGGCGGGUUUCAUCAUCUGCUCGGCUGCUCCAGCAGAAAACACUCCACACUUGUGGUGCCAAAGCUGCUCUGCUCCGUUCAGCUGUGACCUGUGAGACAACUGCUCCUUUCUGAUGGGGGUGGAAGGAGUGGAGCCUGGGGUUGAGUCCGUCACUAAUAGACUGACUGAGCUGCCAUGAGCCUCUGAAGCUCGUCCUCCUCUUUCGUGUCUUUUCUUGCGUAUAAGCAGCACAACACCUUGGGGCAAAGCUUGCUCAUCAAAGAGGAGGUAAGGGAGAGGCAGCGUGGGAGUGUGUGCGGGUGAUUCGGUCGAGGACAUUACCUCAUGGAGGAUAAGCAGAGACUGAAGAGGUCUAACAGAGGUAACAGCCCUUGACUCCAUUGCUCUCUGCCGCUUAUCGGAGCAGCUUUUCUGCUCGGGUUCAGAGGGAAGUUUUGACAGCCAGGCUUUACAGCUCCCUGAUCUGUCACUCCUGACGGAGAGAGAAAGAGAGAGAGAAGGACAGGCAGAGUGACGAAGUGGUGACUUCAUCCCUUAUCCUAACAAGCCCUUCUCUCUCCCCCUCCUUUUCCGAGCUUCCCUUUUUCUCUUUUUGUUCCCUCCCAAUACUUCAGCGCAGCACGCUCAGGCAGCAUGCCAGUGUUCAUCUUGCUGCGCUCCCUGGUCAUCAGGCUCCUCAGCAGCAGACUGGCAGGCUCUCUGGCUCAGUUCCUCAGGAGAAGCCUCUCAACCGGCGCUGCCCACCUUGGCACGGCGUUGAGGCACAUCUGGGACCGCGUUCGAUCCCAGGAGUCAAAGGAAGCCGUCCUGGGCUGCGUCCUGUGCAUUCUCAACAUGCACAAGAAGGUGGAGAACUGAUCUCACUCUCUCUUCACUUUCUGAGCAAGAGACUGGACAGCUGUUUAGGGGACAUAAGUGAGUUUUCUAUAUAUAUAUUUUUUUACCAGGAUGUCUGAGAGUAUUGUAAGGAAGGUGCAGCCCUUCACCAUUGGAACCAGGCUCUCUGUUCCUUCUGUAACUAAAUGCCAGGAGUUUCCACAGAGUUAUCUGCCCAGUGAGGCUCUGGAUAAUUGCGUUUUACAGCGCAACCUGAACUCGCUCUACCUCAGCACAUCCCAGGUCUGUGCACAUGGCUCCCGUCUUGUUUUACCGACCGUCGACCAGACGGCCCCCGUCAAAAUCCAGCCGGAGCACGUGGCGGCGGAGGACCACCUCAACCAGAACAUCGCCUCUCCUUCUGCCGUCUCCAGAUCCAUCAAAAAGAUCACCAUCUCUGGGAGCAAAGACCAAUCAGACUCCAAGACAGUGCUGGGACCGGUCACAUGCUCCACGUCUGGAAACAACAACAACAACAACAACAUCAGCAGCAACAGCAGCAGCAGCAGCAGCAGCACUCCAGAUCAACAUCUGCCAAAAAUCGUGGAGGUUAGCUGCAAAAAUAAGCCCAGCUCUCAAUUUAAGGUUUUACUCAGCAAAGACGGAAGUGAUGAAUUUCUGCCUGUGCAGGAACAAACUUGGGAAAAACUAAAUGGAGAGAAAUCAGUCGAGAUUUCAGCACCUGAGCUGCAGAAAAAAGAGCUUGAGAGGAGAGAAAGUCAUCAGCAGGACGAAGCGCUGGCAGCUGCUAAAUCCCACGGUGAAUGCUUCACUCAGCGAAACUUUCUCUUCAACAAAGAAGCACUGCAGGCAGAAGCGUGGAUGAAAAGCAAACUCCAGGACCUGAAAGACGGAUGUAACGUUCAGCAUCGGCCCCUGCAUGACUGGGAGGAAGCCUCGCAGACGCUUCACAGAGACCUGAAAGACUUCGAGAACACCCUGAUUCAGCUCAACCAGCUGGGUGAACAGCUGAUCUGCAAGCUGAACCCAACGUCCGACCUGGUGAAGAAGCAGCUCAGUCAGCUCAGGGAACAGUGGCAAACCCUGAAGCAGAUGGCCGCAAAUCAGACCCACGCUCUGGGUGGAGCCAGGAGCCUGCAGGAAUUCAACAGGAAGGUGGACAAACUGGAAGCUUGGAUUAAAGAGAAGAAGGAAGAGGAGCAGUCUCUGGUGAGUGUCCUGGGGGAAAAUGUUGACAAAAUGCAGCUCACCAGGAGAAUUCUUGAUCUCAAACAGGAUGAGCAGCUCCACAGAAACCUGCAUGAGGAGAUCAACAACUUGGCCUUGAAGCUGGAGAAACUGGGGAAGGCAGAUGGCAAAAACAUCACCAUCAGGAAGAAACACAUCAAUAAAAUGUGGCUGAAGGUCCAGUCGUACCUGAAAAACUACCACGAGAACCUUCAGGUCGCGCUGGAGAUGUCGUCUUUUUACCAGCAGGCUGAUAAUACUCUGGAUGCUAUAAACAACAUGAGGAGAAGCAUGCCUGCAUCCAAAGACCUGGACACCUUUGGCGACAGAGAAAUCCGCGACAUUGCCGGUCAAAUCAUGAUGCUGGAUGUGAGCGUGUCUCAGCUGCCCAAACUGCACCCCGGCCUGGCUGCCGGCGUCACAAAGAAGCAGGCCGAAGUGAAAGACUGCUGGGCGCUCCUCCAGAGGGAUCUAAGGAGCGACAGGACGACAGACUCCCUCUCCGGCUCCACUUUCACCAGGGAAGACGCUGACCUCCUGACUCCAGCGCGAGAAGCCCAAUGCAUCAUGGGAUCUGAGACACAUGGGAUCAUGGGAAAAGAGGUGAAGGAGGAGCAGAACCGUCUGAAAGGCAGCAGAAGUAUCGUUGACGACCACAGUCAAACUCGGAGCAGCCAACAAGACGAGCAACAAUCAGUGAACCACAGCUCUUCACCAGAGGGAAAUGACUCACUCGGCGUAAACGAAGCCGUCAGCAGACAUGAACUAAGCAGAAAGCCGAGAGAGGAGCCCAGGCUUCCCUCCGGCCACCGGGGCCACCCACAGCUUCACCUGCAGCUCCAGAAGUUCACUUUGUCUGCAGACAAGACUUUGUCCUGGCUGAAAGACAACGUUUCCGUGGCAACACAGGUGUGUUUGAUAGCGAGCUCCGAGGGUCUGGAGGCCGCCAGAAGGUGUCAACAGGCCCUCGAACAAGAAAUCCUCAACAACAGAGCCAGGAUAGAGGUGGUCAAAAGGGAGGGUCACGGGCUGGUCCGUGCACAGCACCCAGGCAGCGCGAGGAUUGAGGAGUUCCUCAGCCAGCUGGAAGUCCUGUGGGAAGAACUGAGGAGGAGGCACCAGAGGAAUGCUGUGUUUCUGCAGGCCUCGGAGAAGCUGGGCUUCAGAGUUGUGAAAGUGCUCCAAGCCCUCGGCAGCCUGGAGGCCUGGCUGGAGUCCGUGGAGCUUUCCAUGAAGGCGUCCGCCAUCGCCGGCGACCCCGAAACCAUGAGCCGGGCCGAGAGGGAGAGCUGCCUGCUGGAGAAAGAGGUGGCAGCUCGCGGCGUGGAGCUCAGCGCUCUGAGGCAGGAGGUGGACCGCCUUCACGGCCACAGUCACCCCCACACACGGGGAUUGGCAGUGCGCAUGGAGGAGUUGGAGAGAAAGUAUCACUGUGUGCUCAGUGCCCUGACCCUACAGAGCUCAAAGCUGCAGGACACACGCAUGCUGACUGAGUUUCUGGAGCAUUUGGAGCUGGACGAGAGCCAGGAGCUCAUCGGAGGACAAUACAAUCUCAAUCAGCCUCUACGUAGUGACAUUUCCUCAGUCCCUACGUUACUUGGGCUCCAAAGCAGCGGUGUUGGAGACAAUCAGAUAGAAACUAUGGGCGACCCUGUGGAAGAGCUGCGGGAGGCCGUGGAGAUGCUGAACGACACUGUGAGGGAAAGAGGUCGAUCACAAAGCCACGAUCACGCCAUCCGGGAACUGCUCAGCAAGCAUGCCAGCCUUGCGGUGUGCGUGGAGGAGUGUUUGUGCAGCAGCAAGGAGCUGAGCCUGGAGAUCCUGGAGAAGGAGACAGACAUGGCCGUGCAGUGCGAGCCAGACCGCUGCGGCUUCGGGCCGCUCCAGGACAGACUGGGCCACCUGGAGAUUGACUAUGAAAUCAUGAAGGAGGAUGUAAAGAAGAUGGAGAACCAGGCUUUGCGUCUGAAGGACCUGUGUCCGGAGAAAGCAUACACAUUCGAGGUGAAGACCCAGUCUACACUGCAGGCCUGGAGCAAACUGGGGAAGAGCGUGAUGGACAACAGAUCUCGUCUGCAGGAGUUUGUGGAGCUCCAGGGCUUCUUCAGGAGCUACCUCGCCAUGAUCUCAUGGACCGAAGACACUAGGUCACGCAUUUUCUCAGACACUGCCCUGCACCUCAGGAGAGAAGGACAGCGGCCACUGGCGGCAGAGCUAGACAUCCAAAUCGAGCUAAAGUUUAACGAGUUUGACGAGCUGGCAGCCAAAGCAAAGACUCUUUUAAACAAAGAACACCAUCUCACACAGAUGGUGAAGGAACGAAUGGAGGAACUGAGGAGCAUGCUUGGGUGGAUCUCAGUGCACUGGAGAGCUCAGAAACAACAGUGGCUUCACAAACAGAACAGAGAGGAACCCUCACAUGAUAACAUUUACUCUGAGGCAACAAUGUGGAACUCAUUUAAAGAGAGUUUGGUUGCUGACCCCGAAAUCUUCCAACAAUCACAUGCCAUCAGGGCCUCUGACGACACAACAAAUGCAGCUGAACGCAACGAAGAGAGCGAAGGGAAAAUGUCGGAAGAUGGGUAUGAAAUCAUGAACAGGAUCGGCCCACGAGGCGAUUCUCCCAAAGCAAACAUUACGUUGGUGAAGGAGAGCAGCAGCCCACCUGUUGGAGGCGCUGUAAACCUCAUUCUUAGCUUUGGGAACACUGAGGACAGCCAAGUGCAGGUGCUCGACCUCCCUGCUGGGACAGAUGAGAUGUUGAAGGAGACCUCCGAGCCUAUUCACAGGCCCGCAGUGCCUCAGUCUUCUGCCUGUAAAAAGUUUUGGAGGCGUUGCCAGGGGAUUUUGGAAAAUACUUUCGGUAGUUUAAAGCGAAAGAAAAAGAUUUAUCGGCAGAGCGCAGAUGAGGUAAGUACUUACCUGCAUGUUAAGGACAACACCGUGGCUGUGGCCCCGGUGUACGAGAGUAUCACCCUUCCCCGCCUAAAGAGCCGUUCUGCAGCCUCAGACUCCCCUACUCUAUGGCCGUCCGCUUCCUCUUCCUGCUCUUCACAAUCUUCUCCUGUGACUGACCCACAAACAACCAACGUCGGCUUCCGCUCCACAACGGGAAGCGGCAGCAGCUCCAUCUUCUGCAGCCUCAAACGGAUGAGCAAGAAGAGGAAAAGGCAGCGAGACGAGCGCAGACACACAAUACAGAGAAUAUUGGACGUGGAUGAGCAAACCAGUGGGAUGCAGCAGUAUGACUCUGAGACGGUCACGUAUAACACUCAAACAUGGCCGCUGAAGGAAGGUCAGAGGAAAAAGAGCUUACAGAAGAACAGAAAUGUUGCAGGCACUGGGGCUUACAUGAAAAACCCUCUUCUGAAAGACAUCGAUUCAGAGUGUUCAGGUGAAAACAGCAUCACUCCGUACGCUGUAUCAUCCGGACCAACGACUUCCCCAUCAGAGGCUCCUGGGAGAAGCCACUGCAGAGUCCUCUCUUUGGGCUCAGUGUUGAGCUUCGAUCUGCCAAAAGACAUGACCCUCAUCCCCAGCAUUCAGGAAAUCAUCACAAUUGCCCCUCCAGAGUCUAAAAAAGCAGAUGCAACAUAUUCUGACCCUCUUUCUCAAAGAAAAACAGUUCUGAGCUCUUUCAGACAGACCCACGUCCUGGCGGCCAUCACAGGAAGUGAAAUUAGCUCUUCUGAAACACAGGAGUUAAUAGUUGCAGCAAAAGAUCUGCCUGAUGAGGAGGUGAGUUUACAACCAUCUUCCCUGGAAGACCCUUGUGCCGGAUCAGAGGAGAAGGACGAAAUCUCAUCAGAUACUAAAUCUACAACAAAUGAAAUCAGUCCGCCUUCAAAGCCGCCUAUUUACAUGAACCAAGUCCAUAACUGCUGCUCAGUCCCGCAUAAACACGAGUGUCUCAGUGUCCAUACGCUCAUCCGGGACCUGAAUGGACACCAGUUCCAUAAAUGCACAAAAUCCCAGUGUGAGCAUGAAAACAGUGCUCGGCUGAAAUCAAACCAAGCUUCUCUUGUACGAGUGAAUCUGAAGUCAACGAUGAGCGUCAGCGUUCGACAGGACUCUGUAGAUUCUGGCAUCUCCACCUCCAGCAGUUUCAAGCUUUGCACUGAUGCUCCCUGUCCGGAUCAGCCCCGGCCUAAAGGAGUGGUGGGGAAACUUAUUUCCCUUGAGGUGGGAGGCAUAGACCCGACUACAAGAGAAAACUAUGCCGCGUUCUCAAGUUCAUCCCCAGAAUCCGUGAAUAUUAACACAGAGCCGGUCCACGUCGACCACCAGCAGUUUGAGGAGGAAGAAGAAGAACUGGAGGACAUCUGGAAACAGAAUACCAACUACAGGCAGAGCAUCUGCUCAGACAUUAUGUACCAGCCGAACCAAACCGGAGAUCCACUUUCCAGCUCCCCUCCUGUCACAGAGCCACCUGUUCUCUACAGAAACCUGGUCACCGCCUCAGAACCAAACCUCCUCAUAGCCGAGUUCAAACUGCCCCCCCACAUCCAGAACUGUCUGGGUUAUGAGAAAUGGCAGAGCUCCAAAGAUCACCUCCCUCCUCUGGCCACAGCGGACCGGAGGUCCUGGGCGGCGUUUCCCAACAGGGAACCUGCCAGCAAGACUGCAGUGAUGCUGAACGAGACGGCGUCUGAUCCGGUGAAGCUUCCAGAUGUCGGCGACAAUCCGAGAUACGUUUACCAAUACAGAGAGGAGGAAGAGGGAGAACAGAAGGAGAUGAAGGAAGGAGAGGAGCUAACCACGUACUCACAGAACCAGUCUAUGAGUCUCCUUUCAGUCAAUAUGGGUUUGAACGAAGCCUGCCAGAAAAAUCUUAAAGACAUAGCAAAGCCUCAAGAACGAGUAGCCACAGGAGGGCGCUGUUUCAUCCUAAGUGGAAAACCGGAGCAUCAGUCUAUGGAGGGAACUCUGGAGAGGAAGCACAAGCUGCAGCUGGGAGGAAAGAAAGCUGCCUCCAGAGGCUGGAACUCCUACCACGCUGUCCUAUAUAGACACACCUUGUGCUUCUUCCAGGACAGAAAGGAUACACUGCGCAGCUCUGCAUGCGGUCUACCGCUGAACCUCAUGGGAGCUGAGUGCUCGGCUGCCCCAGACUACACCAAAAAACCCAACUGCUUCCGACUACGGCUCCGUGACGGGUCUGAAUACUUGUUUAAUACCACCUCCCGCUUCUUGAUGAAGAAGUGGAUCAUGAAAAUACAAGCAAGCACAGGUCAAAGUGAGCUCAUGUCUUCACCAACAAAUGUUCCUGGUGAUCAAGCCUUUCCCAUCUCUUUAUGCCAGGAUCAAACACUCUGCCAUUCCCAGCACAAAGUCACCCACACAUUCCCAAGGUUGAAACAGCAGAGCAGCGAUCAAACCAAAGAAAUUGUAGUUCUCACCAGAGAGCAGAGUCACAUGCUCCAGAGCCAAAGAGCGGACGAGAAGUCCAAGACCUCAUCCUUGGAUCCAGGCUGCUGUGAUGAUGAUGAUGAUGAUGAUGAAUGCAGCUUAACGCAGACAGUGACUCACAGACUUUCUGUAGACAACACUUCUCCUUCCUCCUCUCACUCCCCUGCAACCAGCAGCCAGAACUGGCUCAGCAGCAAGCACCGCUCCCACUCUUUUACGUCAGCAACCUACCAGAAGAUUAAACCCAUGCAACACUCUCCUGGAGGAGAAGGGGUGGAAAAAGGAUCCAACUACUGUGUGACUCUGGUGGUCGGGGCCAGUUCGGCAGACAGCUCGUCGAUAAGCAGAGGUCUGGAGCCUCCAGUGCUGCCCUCACCUUCAUGGCAGCCAGACGUGUUUAAGGACUCUGCUCUGAAAAGCUACUCGAGCCUCCCGCGACCUCGCAACAAAUCUGUCUUUAAAAAGUUCUUUGGGAAAAAAGAGCCCUGAGCGUAUACAUGCUGGUUUUUACAGAUAGUUUCUAACGUGCAGUGCACAUUUAAAUAAAAACACACUACUACUGACCAUAUUUAUGAGCAAAACACUUAUCCUAGUUAUGUUUUUGAUGCGUUUGUGAUAAAUCACUACAAAGCCUUAAAAGUCAUUAUAAAUAACCUGUUUUAUGAGUCUCUUUUUUUAUCCGUCUCUUUUUCAGUCGGAUAAAAACACAACUGCUAACACGCUGCAAAGUGUGCACUGUGUACUUACAGUUCAACUCAGAAGUGUACAUACAGUCAUCACUGAUAUGAAUGUCAUAUUAAUUCAGGACAAUGAAGGAUUUCUUUAAACGAUUUAUAUCAAGAUGGAAGGAUAAUGCAGCUUUCAACUUCAGUAAUUUCAGAAAACAAGAGUUGGAUUAACAAGUUUAAACAUUUUCUGUAUUUUUUGUGUGCUCAACAAAAAGUAAAUUGUCAAGUAUGGUGGUAGCAUCGUGCAGUGGGUUUACUGGACUGCCAACGGUACUGCUGCCUACUGGAUAGAAAAUUAAAGAAAAUGUCACCAAAUUCAUUCAUUUCAAGCUCCAAAAUACAUACAUACACCAUUAGCAAUAUUCGAAUGUCAUUAUGGGCAUUAAUGUCAUUAUUUUAGGUCUUUAAUGGAUUUCAGAGUGCAAUUUGAGCUGAUUUCUGAGCCACUGCAUUGUCAAAAUUAAACAUACACCCUCACUAAUAUGUCAAUAAAUGUUGCUCACCAAGUUGCGGAGAAACCACAGCCGUCCUCGAAACCCUGAUGUUCGUGGGAGCUAGGGACUGCCGGCAAAAGGCUAAAAGUUGCAAACACUUGAUACUCACUCUAAAAACGCUCCUAAAUGCCUGUUUUAAUAGUUGAAACACAAAUGUACCUUUAUAUGGCUUAUUAUGAUCUGUGGAAACUGUUUUUGCAUGACUACAGAAGCUAGCAUCCAUUGUCUAUCUUACUUCCGCUCUUCUGGGUAUAGCCAAUCAGCACCAAGGAAAAUGAACGGCACUCGUUGAUUGGCUGUCUUUCAAACACCAACCAAUAGCAUGUGAAGGAGCUUUGCUCCAACGUAUUUUAGCUUCCAAAGCUGCAUUUUCUUUAUAAUAUUUAAAAAAAAUGGUCUCUGAAAAAAAGGAUCAAUCAAUUAAAUUUUAUUUGUCUAGCACAUUUCAGCAACAAGGUAUUUCACAGUGCUUUACAAACAGAAAUACAAUCAUGUAACCAACCAAAACCUAUUGAAACACAAGGCACAUCCACCACACUGAAGCCUGUUUGGAGUCAUCUUAAAGAAUCGAAAAUUGACUUAAGACUCAAAUUUUAACCUUUUGAGAUGGUUCAGCUAAAAUGGCGAUCUCCAUCCUGCAAACAUUUUUUUACUGUUUAUUCAAUCUUCCUGUGUUUGUUCUUGAACAUUAUAAAAAAAAAAAUCAGAGAUUGACAGUUUGGGUGACAUAGACAUGGAUACAUGACAUGAAUAUCCAAAGCCUCUUUAUAUUUUCAAAAAAAGCUUUGAAUUCAACCAGAUGUAUAGUUUUGAUCUUGUGUGGAUCAGAGAAAAUAUUCAAUAAAUUAAACUUCUGCAUCAAUUUGUUGUUUAUAUGUUAAAGGUUGAAAUUGACUUUCACAUUUAUGAUGGUUUUAUGUAAACUUCUGGAACUGUUUUGAUUGUUUUUGAUCAUCACUCUUGUACAUUUCUUUUCAUUUUCUCCCUGUUGUGCUUUGGGUUAUCUGUUCCCCUUUAUGUUAACCUAAAUAUUAAUACGUUAAGCUCUCAGUGCCUUCAGUUACGUUGCAUUUUAUCUGCUCCUCAAUUAUGAAUUCACAGUUUGAUACUGUUUGAUCUCGUGUGAUUUAACUACUUUUUUCCACCUUCUGAGGCAAAGACUAAAUACUUAAUAAAACUCAAAACAAGGUUUUGCUUUUGCUGUGAUUAAAGAUUAAUUUUUGACACA